CUUCUCCGUGGGCGAAUUGGUUGAAAAGCUUGCGGGGGUUACUUUUCCGGUCCUUUCGGCUUACUUGGAACUUGUACGUGGCCUUAUUUUUCUGUAUUCAAUUUUGGCAAAAUUAAGAAGCCUAGAAAAUGGCUGCAGCCAGGAGAAAAGCCUUUGAAGAAACAGACAAGCUCACUAGGAUAGCCAUUAUCAAUGCGGAUAAGUGCAAACCUAAACGUUGCCGUCAGGAAUGCAAAAAGUCUUGCCCCGUGGUCCGUAUGGGCAAGCUCUGCAUUGAGGUAGCUCCUACCGACAGGAUUGCUGUCAUCUCUGAAACCCUCUGCAUUGGUUGUGGUAUCUGCGUCAAGAAAUGUCCCUUUGAAGCAAUUACCAUCAUCAAUUUGCCAAGUAAUUUGGACUCUCAAGUUACUCAUCGCUACUCCCAAAAUUCAUUCAAGCUCCACAGACUCCCAACUCCCCGUGCUGGUGAAGUUCUUGGUCUGGUCGGCACAAAUGGUAUUGGCAAAUCCACUGCCCUGAAGAUUUUGGCAGGAAAGUUGAAACCCAAUUUAGGCCGAUUCAAGGAUCCUCCAGAGUGGUCCGAGAUUCUGACAUACUUUCGCGGUUCCGAGCUCCAAAAUUAUUUUACCAAAGUUUUGGAGGACGAUUUGAAGACGGUGAUUAAACCGCAGUACGUGGACCAGAUUCCUAAAGCCGUUAAAGGAAGUGUCGGUGAGAUGAUCAAGCGCAAAGCUGAGAGCGGAAAUGAAGCUGAAAUGAUACGAAUUCUUGAUCUUGGACACUUGACCGAAAGAAAUAUCGAAAAUUUAUCUGGUGGAGAGUUGCAGCGUUUUGCUUGCGCCACUGUCUGCAUCCAAGACGCUCACGUUUACAUGUUCGACGAGCCGUCGAGUUACUUGGACGUGAAACAGCGUCUGAACGCCGCCAAGGCUCUGCGUUCCCUGUUGCAUCCGACCAAGUACAUUGUCGUCGUCGAACACGACUUGUCGGUUCUGGACUACUUGUCCGAUUUCAUCUGCUGCCUCUACGGAAUUCCUGGUGUCUAUGGUGUGGUGACGGUCCCGUUCUCGGUCCGCGAAGGCAUCAACAUUUUCCUCGACGGUUACGUGCCAACGGAGAAUUUGCGUUUCCGCGAGGAAUCGCUCGUCUUCCGUGUGGCCGAAUCGGCCACCGAGGAAGAAGUCAAGCGACUUCAUCAUUACGAAUAUCCCAACAUGAGCAAAACACUCGGCGAUUUCAAAUUGAACGUCAACACUGGAUCCUUUACCGACGCCGAAAUUAUCGUCCUCCUCGGCGAAAAUGGAACAGGCAAGACAACCCUGAUUCGGUUGAUGGCUGGUUCACUGACACCGGACGCUGGAUCUGGUGAAAUUCCAUCUCUCAAUAUUAGUUACAAACCGCAAAAGAUUAGCCCCAAAUCGCAAAGUACCGUCCGCGUUCUACUCCACGACAAAGUUCGCGAUGCUUACACCCAUCCGCAGUUCGUGGCGGACGUGAUGAAGCCGUUGAGAAUUGAAGACAUUAUCGACCAGGAGGUUCAGAAUUUGUCUGGUGGUGAGCUCCAGCGUUUGGCCAUCGUCUUGUGUUUGGGUAAAGCCGCUGAUGUUUACCUCAUCGACGAGCCGUCUGCCUAUCUCGAUUCCGAACAGCGUCUAGUAGCUGCCAAAGUUAUUAAAAGAUUUAUUCUGCACGCCAAGAAGACGGCGUUCGUGGUCGAGCACGAUUUCAUCAUGGCCACUUAUUUGGCUGACCGCGUCAUCGUUUUUGAGGGCCAACCUUCAAUCGAGUCAAGAGCCAACGCUCCUCAAGCUCUUCUGCCCGGCAUGAACCGCUUUCUCGAGCUGUUGGCCAUUACGUUCCGCCGAGAUCCCAACAACUACCGGCCACGAAUCAACAAGGAGAACUCCGUCAAGGACGUGGAGCAGAAGAGAUCGGGCAAUUACUUUUUCUUGGAAGAUUAGAAACAAGUUUGGAUCCGCCACUCGAAGCUCCGUUAAAUCGGAUUUCUGCAGAGUUGUCUGUAAAUUGUUGGGUCAAGAAAUACAAAUCCUGUUUUGUUGCGCCCGGCA
Messenger RNA from Daphnia pulicaria, 2069 nucleotides. RefSeq names its product protein Pixie-like (gene pix). NCBI's taxonomy places the organism in Eukaryota, Metazoa, Arthropoda, Branchiopoda, Diplostraca, Daphniidae. The record is from RefSeq and is a predicted model, not a curated record. The coding region runs from base 129 to 1961 and encodes 610 amino acids. The transcript has 10 exons. Gene Ontology annotation, biological process: translational initiation; translational termination; ribosomal subunit export from nucleus. Gene Ontology annotation, molecular function: iron ion binding; ATP hydrolysis activity; ribosomal small subunit binding.